GUCACGACACACUACAGUAUCAUCCUGGUCCAUCCCUGGUCCAUCCUGAUUGUUUUUGUUGUUACUGUUGCCACUGAUCCUAAAGUGUAGGUAGGAUAUGUCAUAAUGGACCUCCCUCCUUCAAAUAAGAGCUACCAGGAUGUUAACUACUGGAAUGAACGGUACUCGGUUGAGGAAAACUAUGACUGGUUUAAAACCUACAAGGAUUUCGUUCAUUUAUUAGAGCGGCAUGUCAAGAAGACUGAUAGAAUCCUAAUGUUGGGUUGUGGCAACAGCUCUCUUAGCGAAAGUAUGUACAAUGAUGGAUACAAGCAUAUCGUCAAUGUUGAUUUUUCGGAUAUCGUUUUAAAGAAAAUGAACCAAAGACUCCCUAGCAUGGAAUGGAUAACAAUGGACAUCAAACAUUUGGCGUUCUUGGCUCGUUCUUUUGAUGUCGUCAUUGAAAAGGGCACUUUGGAUGCGCUGCUUGUGGAUGAAGAUGUGUGGCACAUUUCUGAUAAAGGUGCAGAAAUGAUGUCCCAGAUAAUGGAAAAUGUCCAUCAUGUGCUUUCUCAGACUGGAAAAUUUAUAUCUGUUACUUUUGCUCAGCCACACUUCAGGCUGCCUCUGAUCAGGAAGACUUUUUGGGAAGUUAACUAUGAAACAUUUGGAGACGGGUUUCAUUACUUCUUCUAUGUUGCCAAUAUGAAGACAGAAAGCCCUGAAGGAGAAAGGUGACAUAACAAUUAAAGUAUAGCGUCAGGCAGGAGACCUCAGAUUUUAUGCAUUUAUAAUUUCACAAUAAAAUGCAAAUUUGUGUUA
This is a messenger RNA of Cloeon dipterum, 801 nucleotides long. RefSeq names its product EEF1A lysine methyltransferase 4-like. The record is from RefSeq and is a predicted model, not a curated record. The transcript is spliced from 4 exons. NCBI's taxonomy places the organism in Eukaryota, Metazoa, Arthropoda, Insecta, Ephemeroptera, Baetidae. Bases 106 to 717 code for a protein of 203 amino acids.